AUCGACCGUCACUCAUACACACACACAAACAAACGUCGUCGAUUCACGCAACAACUGAAAACUAAGAUAUUUAUUGGGAAAACCUUUAUAAACUGAAAAAUUAGCAACGACAAGUGAAAUAACUAAAUCAGCAAGCAACAAAGUGCAUUAUACAAUACGUCAGAUCGCAAAACAAAAAAGUGAAACGAACGAAACUCUGCUGAAAGACGACAAACACACAGAAAAAGAGAGGAGAAAAUUUAUAUUUGCACCAACGAGACAGCCGUCACACACAGUCCGGUUGAACAGUCACACACGAAGCAACAAAAAGUUUGUUUUUGUGUGUGUGCGUGCGUGCGUUUGUGGGGAGAACGAGAAUAUGCCGCUCUUUGGUAAAUCACAAAAGACACCAGCUGAGCUGGUCAAGUCACUGAAGGAGGCCAUCAAUGCGCUGGAAACCGGCGGCGAUCGCAAAGCGGAAAAGGCCCAAGAAGAUGUUAGUAAAAACCUUGUCAGUAUAAAGAAUAUGUUGUACGGAAGCACAGACUCUGAACCACCGGCCGACUACGUGGUAGCCCAACUGUCUCAGGAAUUGUACAAUAGUAAUCUUUUGCUGUUAUUAAUACAAAACCUCCAACGCAUUGAUUUUGAGGGCAAGAAACAUGUGGCGUUAAUUUUCAACAACGUUCUGAGGAGGCAAAUCGGCACGAGAUCCCCCACGGUAGAAUACAUCUGCACCAAACCAGAAAUACUAUUCACCCUCAUGGCCGGUUAUGAAGAUGCGCAUCCCGAAAUAGCCCUCAACUCUGGAACUAUGCUGAGAGAGUGCGCACGCUACGAGGCCUUGGCCAAGAUAAUGAUACACUCUGAGGAGUUUUUCAAGUUUUUCCGUUAUGUCGAGGUGUCGACGUUUGACAUAGCAAGCGAUGCAUUCUCCACCUUCAAAGAGCUAUUAACCCGCCACAAAUUGCUUUGUGCCGAAUUCUUGGAGGCCAACUAUGACAAAUUCUUCACCCAGCACUAUCAGCACCUUCUAAAUUCGGAGAACUAUGUAACACGACGCCAGUCGCUAAAGCUGUUGGGCGAACUGCUGUUGGACCGCCAUAACUUCACCGUGAUGACCCGGUAUAUCUCUGAACCGGAAAAUCUAAAGUUAAUGAUGAACAUGCUCAAAGAGAAAUCACGCAACAUACAAUUCGAGGCCUUCCAUGUUUUUAAAGUUUUCGUGGCCAAUCCCAACAAACCCAAGCCAAUUCUCGAUAUCCUGCUGCGCAAUCAAUCAAAACUGGUGGAUUUCUUGACAAACUUUCACACAGAUCGUUCCGAAGAUGAGCAAUUCAAUGACGAGAAGGCGUAUUUGAUCAAGCAAAUCCGGGAGUUGAAGCCUGUGCAAGAAGCUUAGUGGGUGUUGCAAGACAAACGCCGCCUCCAGCCCUCAAAUAUGCAACCACAAAACCAGAAACAACAAGAAAUCCUAUAAAAAAUGCCAAAAUGCAUACAAACGAAUAAGAAAAACAAAAAGAUAAAUAAAACCAGACGUUAGAACUGCAUGUAAAACAACAACCAUUAGACCUUAACGAAGCAGAAGAAGAUACAGAAGAUUAUUUUGAAACUAACACAAACAACACGCAACACAUAUUGAACGAACGAACGAACCAACCAAUGAAUGAAUCACCAUUGCCACCACCACCACCACCACCAAGGACCACUCUGCGACUGAGGCAAAGUUUGGGUGUAAGUUUGGAAAUUGGAUGCUGAUGGAUGGAUGGAUGCGUGUGGAAUCAAUUGGGACUGCUUGGCAGCAUGGUUUCUUUUUUCUGUUUCUAAUGGGACUUAGUAUGUAUGAUGAAAUGAAGAAGAAGAAGAAGAAGAAGAAGGGAAGAAGAGAAGAACAUAGUAAUAGUUUAUAUUUAGUAGUUUAACAAACAACAAGCAAAAACAAACGUGUUAAUAUAACGCGCCAACCGAAACCGUUUAACGAACGACAAACAGAAAAAGAUAUAUGAUAUGAUAUGAAGAGACACUACUUUUAGCUUAUAAUACAAAAUUUAUAAAGAAAAACAUAUGAACACUUAAAAAUACAAUAAUUUAAAAAUAAUAAUUAAAAAUUAAAAAUUUUUAAGAAGAAAAACCAAUUAAAAACAACAACAACCAUGCAACUGAAUUUAAAACUAAUACACUAAAUGAAAACCAACAACUACAACAACAACAACAAAUAUUAAUAAUAUAUUUUAUAACAAACAAGAACAGUAAAAGUAAACAAAGCAAAAGGGAAGCCGCCGCCGCCGACGCCGCUGCCGCCAAGAACGACAUCUACACAACAUUAACAUGUCACACACAAAUAUCUGGCGAAAAUUACACGAAAGACAAACACACACACACAGAAAAAGGCUCACAUGCCCACUACCAUAGAACAUUGUUGAACAUUUCAAUUCCAGACCCGACCUUACCACAAUCUCAAACAACACUCCAAUCCAAAUCCAUUCUGUCUGUCCUCUUAUUCUAUUUGUUAUUGUUUUCUGUUUCAUAUGCUAAGUGCAAAAAAAAAAAACAAAAUUGCCCUCUCCUUUAUCUUUGUUGGACACCUAACAUUCUCCUCCUACGCCUCUAACCAUGUUGUUUGUUUCCCAACCGCGCUAUUUGUAUCUCAAUUACAAUGUUACCAUUGUUUUCUUUCAUAUUCAACUGAAAAUGUAACGAUUCUUUUUAUUAAGCAAAACUUUUUUAAACUAAAAUCUCUCUCUCUCACACACACACACAGCAUAUUUAAAAGAAAAACCAACAACAAAUCAACAACCUCCACAACAUUACUGCAUAUAUUAUUAUAAAUUAUAUUAUUAUAUAAUAAAGGAAAGAAAAACGAAAACCAACAACAAUAAAGAAAACACACUAAAAAAGACACAUGUCGCUAAGGCGAACCAAGAAAGAAAGUUAUAAAUGCAA
Molecule: messenger RNA, 2922 nt
Organism: Stomoxys calcitrans (stable fly)
Lineage: Eukaryota; Metazoa; Arthropoda; Insecta; Diptera; Muscidae
Gene: Mo25
Product: protein Mo25
Exons: 2
Coding region: 359-1381 (340 amino acids)
Biological process (GO): intracellular signal transduction
Molecular function (GO): protein serine/threonine kinase activator activity
Source: RefSeq, a predicted model, not a curated record